Molecule: messenger RNA, 1639 nt
Organism: Rhodamnia argentea
Lineage: Eukaryota; Viridiplantae; Streptophyta; Magnoliopsida; Myrtales; Myrtaceae
Product: cytochrome P450 81Q32-like
Exons: 3
Coding region: 23-1534 (503 amino acids)
Molecular function (GO): heme binding; iron ion binding; oxidoreductase activity, acting on paired donors, with incorporation or reduction of molecular oxygen
Source: RefSeq, a predicted model, not a curated record
AGCAGGGAGAGCGCUCGCCCAAAUGGUGAUCCAAUUCCUUCUCCUCCUGGCCUUCUUCGCCGUCGCCGAGCGGUUCCUCCACAAGAUCCGGAACCUCCCCCGACCCCCCUUCCCCACCCUCCCCGUCGUCGGCCACCUCUACCUCCUCAAGAAGCCCCUCCACCGCUCCCUCUCCCGCCUCUCCCGCCGCCACGGCCCCGUCUCCCUCCUCCACUUCGGCUCCCGCCGCGUCCUCGUCGUCUCCUCCCCGGACGCCGCCGAGGAGUGCCUCACCAAGAACGAUGUCGUCUUCGCCAACCGCCCCCGCCUCCUCGCCGGGAAGCACCUCGGCUACAACUACACCAGCCUCGCCUGGUCCGCCUACGGCGACCACUGGCGCAACCUCCGCCGCAUCGCCUCCCUCGAGAUCCUCUCGACUAACCGUCUCCUGACCCUCUCCGGCAUCCGGGCCGGCGAGGUGAAGUCGCUGAUCCGUCAGCUCGCCAAGAGCGGUGGCCAGAGCGUGGACAUGAAGUCCGCUUUCUUCGAGCUGAUGCUGAACGUGAUGAUGCAGAUGAUCGCCGGAAAGAGGUACUACAGAGAGAACGUGGGGGAGGUGGAGGAGGCGAGACAGUUCAGGGAGAUGGUGACAGAGUCGUUCAGGGUCGGCGGCGCUAGCAACAUCGGCGAGUUCUUGCCGUUCCUGAGGUGGAUGGGACUGACGGGGGUGGAGGAGAAGCUGAUGGAGUUGCAGAAGAAGAGGGAUGAGUUCAUGCAGAGCUUGAUCGACGAGAGACGGAGUGGCGAGGGUGAUCAAUCGCUGGAGGCGGCGGCGGAAGGAGGGAAGAGGAAAACGUUGAUUCAGGUGCUCCUGUCCCUGCAAGCGACGGAGCCAGACUACUACAAAGACGAGACCAUCAAGAGCCUUAUGCUGGUUUUGUUACCAGCGGGAACCGAUACGUCGGCCGCGACCACGGAAUGGGCAAUGUCGGCUAUGCUAAACCAUCCGGAGAUCCUGAAGAAGGCACAAGCUGAAAUAGACGAGGUCGUGGGUCACGACCGCCUAGUCGGCGAAUCGGACUUGCCUAAGCUCCCCUAUCUCCACUGCAUCAUGAACGAAACGAUGCGCAUGUACCCCGUAGGUCCGCUCCUCGUGCCUCACGAAUCGGCAGAGGAGUGUCGCGUGGGAGGUUACCGCGUCCCGCGAGGCACGAUGCUCCUGAUCAACCUCUUCUCCAUACAGAAUGAUCCCAAGUACUGGCCCGACGCGACGAAAUUCAAGCCGGAGAGAUUCGAAGGGAUGGAAGGCGUGAGAGACGGGUACAAGAUGAUGCCCUUUGGCUCGGGGAGGAGAGGGUGCCCGGGCGAGAACCUCGCCUUGCGCAUGGUCGGGCUGACGCUCGGGUCGUUGAUCCAGUGCUUCGAGUGGAACCGGAUUAGCGACGAGCCGAUCGAUAUGACGGAAGGGACCGGACUGACCAUGCCCAAAGCUCAGCCUUUGUUGGCUAAAUGUAGGCCUCGCUCCUUUACAUGGGACCUUCUUUCUCAGGCUUGAGUCGACGAUGACUCAGUUCUCAAGAAUGAGUUUGAGAUAUAGCACUCUGGUGGUGACACAAUAGUGUUCUUCGUUGAAUAAGAAAGUUCGCCAUGAUUGAAACGA